AUGGGGGCUAGCCAGAGUCAGCAGGGAGGAGAAGGCGCACAAUUUCCAAAGGACUUCGCGUUCGGGGUUGCCAGCGCGGCCUGCCAGAUCGAGGGUGGGUACCGGGAAGAUGGCCGCGGCGCGUCGAUUUGGGACACCUUCUGCGGCCUGGACACGCUCGGGAUGCCUGGCUCGGUCUGGACCGAAGAGACCCUGGCCCAGCUGGGGACCGGAGGCCUGUGUCCAGCAAAUUCUGCCAUAGCAGAUCCUGCCCGCGAUUCCCUGGGAGCUACGACCGAAGAUGCCACCUCUUUCCGCUACACGUACAAGUCGGACAUCGAGUUCAUGGCGAAGAGUGGCAUCAAGCACUUCAGAAUGAGCUUGUCGUGGUCACGAAUAAUCCCGACAGGUUUCCUGGCUGACGGCGUGAGUGAGUCGGGCGUGAACUUUUACAAGGAUGUGUUUAAGACAAUGCGCCAACAUGGUAUCACCCCACUGGUCACCUUGUACCACUGGGACUUGCCGCAGGGAUUGCUAAAUGCCCCAGGCCCGAUAGAGCAUUUGAGCAAGCUGAAGUUCCACGACGAGACGCCAGGUUACUACCAGGGCUGGUACAGUGCCACGGCAUCAGCGACCGGUUUGCCAGUUCCACGUGGGGUAAAUGCCGUUGUCGUGAAGGAGUUCACCAACUACGCCGACUUUUGCUUCAAGACCUUUACAGAUGUGAAGGACUGGUCGAGUUUCAAUGAGGCUUGGGUGGCAUCAAAACUGUCGAGUGGUUGGGGGAAGGCCCCCUCAACAGCACCAUAUCUGGACGUGAAUGUUUGGCCUUACGUGGCAGCGCACAACAUGAUCAUCGCGCACGCGCAAGCAGGCAUGGCAAUUAAAGACAAAUACCCGAAGCUCAACUACAGCAUGGUCAACAACUGCGACUAUCCCA
Molecule: messenger RNA, 919 nt
Organism: Prorocentrum cordatum
Lineage: Eukaryota; Dinophyceae; Prorocentrales; Prorocentraceae
Source: the annotation of a GenBank genome assembly